AUGGAAGCGGAUGGGAUGGAGGAAGAAAAGGAUGAAAGAGGGGCCGAAAUUAAUCUGCUGGAUUCAAAAACAAUUCAAGGGGAGCUGGGCUGGAUCUCCUACCCAUCACAUGGGUGGGAAGAGAUUAGUGGUGUUGAUGAGCAUUAUACUCCAAUCAGAACUUACCAAGUGUGCAAUGUCAUGGAUCAUAGUCAAAACAAUUGGCUGCGAACAAACUGGAUUCCACGCAAUUCAGCUCAGAAGAUAUAUGUGGAGCUCAAGUUUACCUUGAGGGACUGUAAUAGUAUCCCUCUAGUUCUGGGCACUUGCAAAGAGACCUUCAAUCUGUAUUAUAUGGAGUCCGAUGAUGACCAUUUGGUAAAGUUCAGAGAGCAUCAGUUUACAAAGAUUGACACCAUUGCGGCAGAUGAGAGCUUCACCCAAAUGGAUCUUGGCGACCGAAUUCUCAAGCUGAAUACGGAAGUCCGCGAGGUGGGGCCUGUCAGCAGUUACUUGGCUUUUCAAGAUGUAGGUGCAUGUGUUGCCUUAGUCUCGGUGCGAGUGUACUUCAAAAAGUGCCCUUUCACUGUCAAGAACCUCGCCAUGUUUCCAGAUACAGUACCCAUGGACUCCCAGUCACUGGUGGAGGUGCGGGGUUCUUGUGUCAAUCAUUCCAAGGAGGAGGAGCCACCCAAGAUGUAUUGCAGUACAGAAGGAGAAUGGCUAGUGCCCAUAGGGAAGUGCUUGUGUAAUGCUGGCUAUGAAGAAAGAGGCUUUGCGUGCCAAGCUUGUCGACCUGGGUUCUACAAAGCCUCUGCUGGCAACGUGAAGUGUGCCAAAUGCCCACCUCACAGCUCUACCUAUGAAGAUGCGUCUCUGAACUGCAGGUGUGAAAAGAAUUACUUUCGCUCUGAGAAAGACCCUCCAUCCAUGGCUUGCACCAGACCACCAUCUGCUCCAAGAAAUGUUAUCUCUAACAUCAACGAGACGUCUGUUAUCCUGGACUGGAGCUGGCCUCUUGACACUGGAGGUCGGAAAGAUGUCACUUUCAACAUCAUUUGCAAAAAAUGUGGAGGAAACAUCAAGAUGUGUGAGCCGUGUAGCGACAACGUGCGAUUCUUACCCCGUCAGACUGGACUCACCAACACCACGGUGACAGUAGUGGACCUUCUGGCACACACCAAUUACACUUUUGAGAUUGAUGCAGUCAAUGGGGUAUCUGACUUGAGUACACUUUCCAGACAAUUUGCUGCUGUCAGCAUCACAACUAAUCAGGCUGCCCCAUCCCCCAUCACAGUCAUAAGGAAAGACAGGACAUCCAGGAACAGCGUGUCUCUGUCUUGGCAAGAACCUGAACAUCCGAAUGGGAUCAUCUUGGACUACGAGGUCAAAUACUAUGAAAAGGAACAAGAGACAAGCUAUACUAUUCUGAGAGCCAAAGGCACCAAUGUUACCAUCAGCGGCCUCAAACCUGAUACCACCUACGUCUUCCAAAUUCGAGCCCGAACUGCAGCUGGAUAUGGGACAAACAGCCGCAAGUUUGAAUUUGAAACCAGUCCAGAUUCAUUCUCCAUUUCCAGUGAGAAUAGCCAGGUCGUAAUGAUUGCCAUUUCAGCGGCAGUAGCCAUUAUUCUCCUCACAGUUGUGGUGUACGUCUUGAUUGGGAGAUUCUGUGGAUACAAGAAGUCUAAACAUGGCACUGAUGAGAAAAGACUACAUUUUGGGAAUGGCCAUUUAAAACUCCCAGGCCUGAGAACUUACGUAGAUCCGCAUACAUAUGAGGAUCCCAAUCAAGCUGUGCAUGAAUUUGCCAAGGAACUAGAAGCUUCUAAUAUAUCCAUUGAUAAAGUAGUUGGAGCAGGAGAAUUUGGAGAAGUUUGCAGCGGGCGCCUAAAGCUGCCUUCUAAAAAGGAAAUUUCAGUGGCUAUCAAAACCCUGAAAGUUGGCUACACAGAAAAACAGAGAAGGGACUUCCUGGGAGAAGCAAGCAUCAUGGGACAGUUUGACCACCCUAAUAUCAUUCGAUUAGAGGGAGUCGUCACUAAAAGUAAACCAGUUAUGAUUGUUACUGAAUAUAUGGAAAAUGGUUCCUUGGACAGCUUCCUACGGAAACAUGAUGCCCAGUUCACCGUCAUCCAGCUAGUAGGCAUGCUUCGAGGGAUCGCAUCUGGCAUGAAAUAUUUGUCAGAUAUGGGUUAUGUCCAUCGAGAUCUAGCUGCUCGUAAUAUCCUCAUCAAUAGUAACUUGGUAUGCAAAGUCUCAGAUUUUGGUCUCUCUCGUGUACUGGAAGAUGACCCAGAAGCUGCUUACACCACAAGGGGGGGCAAGAUUCCUAUCCGAUGGACAUCACCAGAAGCCAUUGCAUAUCGGAAGUUCACAUCAGCCAGUGACGCAUGGAGCUAUGGGAUUGUUCUCUGGGAGGUGAUGUCUUAUGGAGAGAGACCGUACUGGGAGAUGUCCAACCAGGAUGUGAUUAAGGCUGUUGAUGAAGGGUACCGCUUGCCACCUCCUAUGGACUGCCCAGCUGCCUUGUAUCAGCUGAUGCUGGACUGUUGGCAGAAGGACAGAAACAACAGACCCAAGUUUGAGCAGAUUGUCAGCAUCCUGGAUAAGCUGAUCCGUAAUCCCAGCAGUCUGAAAAUAAUCACCAAUGCGGCGGCAAGGCCAUCAAAUCUUCUCCUGGACCAAAGUAACAUUGACAUUUCAGCCUUCCGCACGACAGGUGAUUGGCUCAAUGGUUUUCGGACAGGACAGUGCAAAGAAAUUUUCACGGGUGUGGAGUACAGUUCCUGUGAUACAAUCGCCAAGAUUUCUACAGAUGACAUGAAGAAAGUCGGCGUUACAGUUGUGGGGCCUCAAAAGAAGAUUGUUAGCAGUAUCAAAGCUCUAGAAACUCAUACAAAGAACAGCCCUGUUCCUGUGUAA
Molecule: messenger RNA, 2904 nt
Organism: Pygoscelis adeliae (Adelie penguin)
Lineage: Eukaryota; Metazoa; Chordata; Aves; Sphenisciformes; Spheniscidae
Gene: EPHA3
Product: EPH receptor A3
Biological process (GO): protein phosphorylation; cell surface receptor protein tyrosine kinase signaling pathway; axon guidance
Cellular component (GO): neuron projection; plasma membrane
Molecular function (GO): protein binding; ATP binding; transmembrane-ephrin receptor activity
Source: RefSeq, a predicted model, not a curated record